This is a messenger RNA of Panicum virgatum (switchgrass), 1932 nucleotides long. RefSeq names its product superoxide dismutase [Fe] 2, chloroplastic-like. Gene Ontology annotation, cellular component: chloroplast nucleoid. The coding region runs from base 83 to 979 and encodes 298 amino acids. Gene Ontology annotation, molecular function: metal ion binding; superoxide dismutase activity. NCBI's taxonomy places the organism in Eukaryota, Viridiplantae, Streptophyta, Magnoliopsida, Poales, Poaceae. Gene Ontology annotation, biological process: superoxide metabolic process. The transcript is spliced from 9 exons. The record is from RefSeq and is a predicted model, not a curated record.
GAAAACCCACAAGAUAAACCCUCUCGGCACCUCCCACCCCGUCGUCCGCGCCCGUCUACUCGUCCGCAACCCAUUCGGCGACAUGCCGCCGCCGGCGCUGCUCUUCCUCUCGCUCCCCUCGCCUCCCCAACCACUCCUGCUUGUCCAACACCGCAAGGCCCCGCAAGCCCUAAUCCUUAAUCUACCCCUCACCUCAUCCAGGAAACCCGCCCUUCCCGCGCGCCCCGUCGCCUCCCUCGCGCCAGCUGUGGCCACACUCCAAUCUGACUGGACGCGCAAGCAGAGAAUACGGAGGCAGGGUGGUCUAUCUUGUAGAUUUUCAAAAAUUGUGUCCUAUUAUGGGCUCACAACUCCGCCAUAUAAACUGGAGGCUCUGGAACCUUAUAUGAGCAGGAGAACAGUUGAACUUCAUUGGGGUAAACACCAUCGGGAUUAUGUGGAGUGCUUAAAUAAGCAGCUUGCUAGCAGCCCGCUGUAUGGAUACACUCUGGAGGAGCUGAUAAAAGAAGCGUACAACAAUGGCAAUCCAUUACCAGAAUAUAAUAAUGCAGCGCAGGUCUGGAACCAUCACUUCUUCUGGGAAUCAAUGCAACCAGAAGGUGGUGGCUUACCUGAGGGAGGUGUUUUGCAGCAGAUUGAAAAGGAUUUUGGCUCGUUUACUAAUUUCAGGGAAGAGUUUAUUUCCUCAGCCUUACAACUAUUGGGGUCUGGUUGGGUUUGGCUUCUCUUGAAGAGAAAUGAGAGAAAACUUUCAGUGGUCCAUACAAGAAAUGCCAUCUCCCCACUUGCUUUUGGCGAUAUUCCAAUUGCCAGCCUAGACUUAUGGGAGCAUGCUUACUACUUAGACUACAAGGAUGAUAGACGAACAUAUAUUACAAACUUUAUGGACCAUCUCAUCUCUUGGGACACUGUCACUCUGCGCAUGAUGCGUGCUGAGUCUUUUGUGAACCUUGGUGAGCCAAAUAUCCCAGUGGCAUGAGAUACAGAUACACCCUGGUUAUUAUCAGUAAUGGAAACACUCAAUCCAGAACAUCCAUGGAUUAUUUAAUGCUCUUUCUCAUGGAACAACAAGGCUUCAUUCAAACAUUUGUCUUUCUUUUUCUAUUUUUAGUUAAUGUUUUGUGGUGAGUUGUUAUGGGGCUUAACCUGCAACUGAACUGAGAACUUGGCAGUCUGAGGCUGUCUUUCUCACAUGAGAAACACCAGAUUGAUGCAAUAUUCUUGCGUCCACUGUAUGUCAGCAUAAAUUAUUCAGGCUACAGCCUACUUGAGGAUUGCAGAAUGCAGAUGGUCCAAUUAUUUUCCCUUUGGCAUCUCAUAUAAAAGAAGCUACUGUAUUUAAUAUCCCCUAUCAAGUUGUUUGUUGUUCAGCCGUUUAAAAGUUUGAUCCCUUGUUUUCAUCCACUGAACAGGUAUCCUGCGAAGAUGUCAGGUCAAAUCCUGCAGGAGCAAGCAGAAAGUUGGAAAAGCUGCAUAAGAGUUGCUUAUCUCCCUAUUGCAGUAUACACGAUGAACUUAAAAGAUAAGCUUCUGGGUUUUCACCAUUGCCCUUGGGCCUUGGCUGUUGCUACAAGGAAGUCAGCAUCCAAUUUCAAGACACGCAACAAAGCAGCUUUAGACACUUGGGAGCAUGUAGAUUAUGGUGUUGGGCAAUGUCCAACUUGGGCUAUGAAGCCAUAGCACUUUCUCUAGGCGGCUAUUCUUCAGAACAAGCGCCCAGACUGAAGUUUUAAUAGAUUCAGCUCUAAGUUUUCAGGACAUAGUUGUGCCAGCGACCAGCGUUUUGUUGUAGCGGAAUGGAACCAUUUUUUUGUUUUAUUGGUUGAGGAAUCCUAAUAAUUUUGGAUUGUAGGGAAAUCUUUUGUGUUUGUUAGACACUGCAAGUGUGAUUCUUAGUAGAAAGAAGUUGACUUUGUGGAUUGGAAUAUUUCA